Molecule: messenger RNA, 249 nt
Organism: Brassicogethes aeneus
Lineage: Eukaryota; Metazoa; Arthropoda; Insecta; Coleoptera; Nitidulidae
Source: the annotation of a GenBank genome assembly
AUGACGGGAAUAUCGGAAUUAACAAAGUAUUUACAGUGCACUAAAACUUUCGACAAGCUUAAAUUGUUAAAAUUGGGGGGUGGUUGUGCUUUAGCGGAGUUAAAAGUCGAAGAAGAGCAUACGAAUUCUCUAGGGGGGCUUCAUGGUGGUUUUUCAGCAACUUUGGUGGAUAUGGUGUCUACGUAUGCCCUUUCGACACAUCGGAAUGGAGAUUACCCUACAGUUUCAGUUGAUAUGUUUAUGAGGUGA